AUGGUCGCCGCCGCCGCUAUCGAAGCUCCCGUCUCGGGCAGCUCGCUCGAGAAGAAGCCCAUCAAGUUCUCCAACCUGCUGCUCGGCGCGGGUCUGAACUUGUUCGAGGUCACGACGCUUGGCCAGCCCCUCGAGGUCGUCAAGACCACCAUGGCUGCCAACCGCGGGGAUGGCUUCUCCACGGCGCUGGGCCGUAUCUGGGGUCGAGGUGGUCCUCUCGGCUUUUACCAGGGUCUUAUUCCCUGGGCUUGGAUUGAGGCUUCUACCAAGGGCGCUGUGCUGCUCUUUGUUGCCUCAGAGGCCGAGUUCUACGCUCGCUACAUGGGUGCUUCUGAGUUUGGCGGUGGCAUCACCGGUGGCAUCACCGGUGGUGUUGCCCAGGCCUACGCCACCAUGGGUUUCUGCACCUGCAUGAAGACGGUCGAAAUCACCCAGCACAAGCUGGCCGCUUCCGGUGUCAAGCCUCCCUCCACCUUCCAGACCUUUAUGAACAUUUACAACAAGGAGGGUAUCCGUGGUAUCAACAAGGGAGUCAAUGCUGUCGCCAUCCGACAGAUGACCAACUGGGGAUCCCGCUUCGGUCUCAGCCGACUGGCCGAGGGCUGGAUCCGCUCGGCCACCGGCAAGCAGCAGAGCGACAAGCUCUCUGCCGGCGAGAAGAUUCUUGCUAGCGCUCUCGGUGGUGGUCUCAGUGCUUGGAACCAGCCUAUCGAGGUCAUCCGUGUCGAGAUGCAGAGCAAGAAGGACGACCCCAACCGACCCAAGAAGAUGACGGUCGGUAACACUUUCCGUUACAUUUAUGACAACAAUGGCGUCAGGGGCCUCUACCGAGGUGUUGCCCCUCGAAUUGGUCUCGGCAUUUGGCAGACGAUUUGCAUGGUUGCUGUCGGAGACAUGGCCAAAACUUAUGUGGAGAAAUUGACCGGUGACAAGGUCACGGCUAAGCAUUAG
This is a messenger RNA of Trichoderma gamsii, 951 nucleotides long. RefSeq lists its product as hypothetical. Gene Ontology annotation, biological process: alpha-ketoglutarate transport; mitochondrial citrate transmembrane transport. The transcript is spliced from 3 exons. Gene Ontology annotation, cellular component: mitochondrion. Bases 1 to 951 code for a protein of 316 amino acids. The record is from RefSeq and is a predicted model, not a curated record. NCBI's taxonomy places the organism in Eukaryota, Fungi, Ascomycota, Sordariomycetes, Hypocreales, Hypocreaceae. Gene Ontology annotation, molecular function: tricarboxylate secondary active transmembrane transporter activity.